GCUGCCCGUCAAAAUGCUCCCGGUGCAUCUUGCAUGGUAAGCUUCGCUGACGACCCACCGAUUUCGGGAUUCCUUGUUUUCAUGACGCACGGAUUUUGGUGCCCACGUGACUAUACAUACCUUCGACGUUCCGAGCCGUGGACUGCUUUUCGCGGCAUAGAGACAGCACGUACUUCUGAUAGCGAUCUUGUUUGACGAGGAAGAUGAAGUUGGAUGGAUAUCCACGAGGAUUCAAGCGCUAGUUUGCGUCUUGUGAACUCGCUUACCAUGUUGAGAAAGUUUCGCCCAUGCAUUAUGCUUCAUUGCUUUUCCUUCUAGUGGCAUUCGAUUGCAUGGAAGUGCAUCACCUGAUGCAGUUAAAUAAUUACUCCAAAGACACAGUCCGAUGGAGCACGAGCAUCUAGAACGACAUCCACAGGGCUUUUACCUUUUUAUAACAGAAUUUGGGCAGGAUGAGGUGCCUAGGUAAAGAAGAAUAUCACGUGAGUGGCUUGUGGCAGUGUUUUGACUUCGAAUGCCUCACACUUCCCGUCAGAAUCAUCUCUCAUCUACCAUCUUCAAUCAUGCCCAGCUAUCAACAUGGACUCACAUGGUCUCUCGACAGAACCCAUCUCAUUCAGUCGCUUGGCCACUCAAAACAUUCGUCAAAUUUAUGCCCAUAAGCUACAGGGAUUCCGAUGGUUGCUUGGCCUAGCUGUAGUCUUCCAACUCACGCCCAACACUGGCAAGCUAUACUGGCACUACUCUACUCAUCAUUCACCGUCGAUCUUGCCCGACUUUCUAGCCUUCUCACUUUCUCUGGCGGCCAGAAUUACUUGGUUGUUCCUGUUUAGGAAUCCAGCUGAAUUUCUGCUCUUUAGACGACCAGGACGAGGAUACCAAUGGGCAGUAUGUGGAACAGUAAUCUUGACUACGCUGCCCAAUGGCGUGGUCCAUAUCUGGGCGUUGAAGAUGGCACUCAAAAAUGACACCGUCGUGCUCUCUGGGAUAUGGACUGCGAUUCUCGCGAUCAUCUUCUUGGUACCUUUGGCGGGACUUGUGUCAUGGAUGGCUUGGAGGUUUCUUUUGGGCUUUGAGGAGACCGAUGAAAAGUUUGAGCCCACAGUCAAGUACGGCCCAUCCAUCGCAGAGUAUAGGGACAAUCCAACACCGAUUUUGACACGCACUGAUAUUUCCUCGGGAUAUCUUUCUCAGGCGUACGAAGCACAAAAGAUUAGCGAGCAGGAAGAACCUGCGCUUCAGAGCCUUGCAAUACGUGAAGUUGUACCAACAUCAGCGGAUGCACAGGUCGAUACAGUUCAAGAAUUUUUCGUUGAGGCUGACCCCAUUGUGCCUGUGGAUGCUGCAAAACCUCCCCGCUGUCAAACCAUCGCACGAUUUGAACAUAUGUCUGAAAGCCAUUCUGGUCCACAUUCUUGGUUCUCCUUUCCAAUAAUACCAGUUGUUCUAUCUGUCUACGCUGCCCUUCUUCUGGUUGCACUCAUAAUAUGGAUUCAUGAGGAUCGAGAGUACAAGCUCAGGGAUCCUUCACAAUUACUGAAGAGGACCCUAUGCAUGCCAAUUGGAAUGUGUCUCUUAGCCUUCUAUGCCUACAAACAUCAUAUUCGCGCAUCGAUAUUUGAACGCUUCGACGUAGAACCUCCGCAGCCAUGGAAGAAGAUGCUCUCUAUUCUUCCAUCCUGGUUCGGAACGGGAGGCACGUACAAGAACCGAGAUACGGGAGAAAUCACAGUUUUUGACCCGGGCCGUCGUGCGUUCCCAUGGCGUGCUACUCAUCGGUCCAAAGUGAUUGAUAGCCGUGAGUACAUUACAGCAUUCAAUGCAAAUCCAGGACUCUGCACCACCUAUUGGGGGCAUUCCGGGCGAAGCGUCAAGACAGACUUCAAAUUUCGUGCAACGAUACACCGACUUGGUUUCCUCGUUCUUGCCAUAUACCUGACUUUGAAAGGGUUCUGGAGCAUAAUAUGGUAUAACGUUCCGAAUGUCUACGACGAAGUGUUGAAGCAUCCGACGACGAUCACGAAAGAAGACAUAGCGCGAAUUUCUAGAAUCCUGUCCAUCUGGCAAGUCUCGGUAUUUUCGGGUCUUUGGGCAGCAUUGUUUGCUUUAUUGUUCGGAUUGGGAUGUGUGGGGAGUAUGUUGGUACUUUUUGUCAGGACGGUCUGGAAGUAUGUUCCGCAGGAGGAGAAAGAUAAAAUCGCCAGGGACCACAGAGCAUGGGAACAGGGGAGCGCCGAGCGGCAGGGCAUUCCGGCAUGAUGUGCAAAUACAAAAAAACAGCAUGCUAUGGAGAUUUCAUGAUACUUGUGCACCAGCCACAUAGUACAUUUGAAUUCUCAGAUGGGGAUUAGAUGGAUGUCGCUACACAUAUACGCGACUUUUGAUUUCGAGGCUAGAGGAUAUGUUCGUGGGAUUGCGAAAUAGGAAUAAUCCUCUACACUAGGUGGAAAUCACGCUCCUCGGCGGCUUCAAAUUCGGCAAUCAGCUGCCUAUCCGCGAUCCUCCCCACACCAAGUCGCCGAAAAGAAAUAGAUCCAGCGUCUACCUCCUCCACAAACAAAACAUCAAUCACGGGCAAAGACGUCUUGAUCCACAGCCCAUGGGUCAAGUAUCUCGUCGAUACAUGCAAAGCAUACACGGCGAUUCCAUAAUCGGCACAAGCUGUUGGGUGUGGCUCAAGCUGUUCAAGAGAUCCCCAUCCUGCAAUGACAUCUGGCCGAAAGGCAGAACAAAUUGCACGCCACUUGCAGGAUUUCGGAACUGGGGAGUAGCUAGUUGACAGUGCAGCAUUCUUCAGAUUGUCUUCCGUCUCGAGAUAUCCUCGAACAUGGACGGUGUGCAACUUUCCUCGGACGUGGAGACAUGAAAACAUGUUCGUUGGAUCGAAAGUCGGUCUCUCGAUCAUUUCAAUGUAAGGUCGAAGUCUACAGCCAUCGAUGACGAGAUGAUCAGGGAUGUCAUGCCGUCCUUUACGCUCAAAGCACAAUCCAGUAAUGGCGCAGCUCGGUUUCGUCCCUCCACUCCUUGCUGGCCAAUGUACGACGGUCAGAAGUGAUGCCCAGGACCAAGACGGCGCCUCCUUGACUUUCUCUGUCCAGAGUUUGGCAGUGUGAUUUUCCUCCCAAAGCAAGCCGUGAUGGAUAUCACGAAGCCACAAUCCAGCCACAUAAACCUCAUUCUGCUUCUCAUUCUCCAAGCUCGGAAGACGGCCUGGAUUUGCCAGGAUCGACCCAACUUCUUUCGCUAAACCCGCUACCGCUAGGAUACGAUCCAACUCAGGUUUGGUGAGAUGUUGCCCAGAAUACACUUCCAGAACUGGAUACCAAAAGCUCAAUAUAUCAAUAUUCGAGAAAUGGAAUGAUGCUUUUAUCCUCAAGUAUGCUUGAAGAUCAGAACUUGCUCGCGCGAAUGUGAGCUGAGAUUGAUCAUACGACCGUGGUAACUCCUCUUGACACUCGAAGAACAGCCCGUGAGGAGUGUACCAGAGCAAUCGCUUACUCAAUAGCCACUCUUGCAGGAUCCAGCCUCGACGAAACAGAAUACUUGACCACACUUGGUCCACGUAUUCUUCUACCACUGGAACUCGUCGUCUGUAACAAUAGAAAUGACCUGCCACCGCCCUUCCCUUGUCUCGAUAUGGUAAGCGAACGAGCUUUGAAGACCAUGGUAUUGCGUCCUUUGCAUAUGGUCGAAGCAGUCCAUUAGUCAUAUCUUCUGCUGUGCCCGCGAGUGUGAACACUGAGAAUUGGUAAUACUGAGCCAUUUUUGGUGCUUCAUGGCGCCAGUCAACAUAGUUGUCCCCUUGUUGGAUGAUGCAACUUGAGUCGAUCCAGAUGAAAUUAAUCCCCAGCUUUUCCGCAAUAACAAACGCGUCACGGAAUAGCUGCGGCAACUCUCCGAAAUCUUCCCCAAGCAAACGAGCCUCAAUGUUAGAAGUCGUGGUGAUACAUCUGCCUGUAAACUCGUUCCAGCGAUGGGUAAGAGUAAUGUAAGCGCCAGUUAGUCCGUCCGUAUGGCGCAGAUAUAGUCGUUGGCUGUCGCCCUCUCGAACAAUUUCAAUUAACCGAGUCGGAAGCGGAGCAUCGUAGGGAUUGAUAUUGAUAGACCCCGACACGGUAUCGUUGCACUUGGAGUGAGAAGUACAUUCUUGAAGCCAUUUCUGGGCAGUCUCGUAGUGUGACGCUGAUGAUGGAUCACCACCAAUGUACCGCCCGAGGACAUCUCCACUCAUAGCUGCUGCACUUU
Molecule: messenger RNA, 4245 nt
Organism: Cadophora gregata
Lineage: Eukaryota; Fungi; Ascomycota; Leotiomycetes; Helotiales; Ploettnerulaceae
Exons: 3
Coding region: 580-2259 (559 amino acids)
Source: RefSeq, a predicted model, not a curated record